CAAAUUUCCAGAGCAACGCUCGCUUUUGCCCCCAGCCAGCCAGCUUGAUGCCUGGCUCUGCCUGUGGCUCUUCGAAUUGGAAGAGACCCGAACGGGGCACAGGAGAGGGCUCCAUCGUCCAUGUGUCCAUGAUUUGCUUGAUUUGCUUGGACGGCUGAGAAAAUCAUCUAAACCCUUUCAAUCAAUCCACCAGGAGUUAGAAGAGACCAUUUGGCUUUGACUCCUUGACUCCUUGACUCCUUGACUCCAUCCCCGACCUCUUGACUUUUCCACUUUCUUCUGUAUUCUCCUGGUUCCCACGUUUUCCACCAGCUACCAGAAGAACUUCACUGUACGGCUGCUCCCACACUCCCGCUUCGCCCACACUUCAACCCCCCCUCCCCCGCGCCCUUCCGCCCACCGCCGCAACUGCACCGCACAGCCCUUGAGCCGACCUGCCAAAAAAAAAAAAGGUGUACCUUGACGCCCGGUACCUGCCGCCAGUCUAUUCACCUAUUUUUGCCUUGAUGCCGCUGCAUUGAUACAAAGGGUGCAGCUUGCUAAAAGUCACCAGCAUCUUUUUUGUUGCUGUCUUUUGUGACUGGGUCCAACGGCAGAAUUACUGUAUAACAAUCAGGGCCUUGGGUGAGACGAUUUUUAGUGUUAAGCCACUGCGGAACCCACUGCAAAUGAAGUUUUUCUCCAAAAUCUCGAAGAAGCCCAACUCCCCGGACGAGGAGGAACCGUACGCUUACGAGGAUCUUCCUCCAAACUACGAAACCGUCAUCCAAGAGUCCCAACAGCAGCAGCAGCAGCAGCAGCAGCAGCACCCUCCCUCGCCCACAAAGGCGCCCACUCCCAAAACAUCCUCAUCCCGGUCCCCGACCAAAAAGUCACACCGGUCGACGUCGCCGCCCACGCGCGAGUCAAAGCCGCCUUCUUCAUCUUCUUCAUCCUCGAGACCCUCCCGCUCUUCUGCCCGGCACGCAACCGACCCCAUCUCUUCGUCGUCCUUCCGCCGCAAGAAAAUCGACCCCGAAGAGCAUCCCCUCAACCUGCCUCCCGAGGUGCGCAACAAGCGUUUUUCCGAGCUGUCUGGCCUGAGCGAAAGAAAAUCAAUGGACGUCGAAAAAGACCCCGUGAAUGGCGGCGCCGCUGCGGCUGCCUCUGGCCAGCAGAAGCCCACCGCUUUUCCUCACACCAACUCUUUCACGGUGCCUUUGAGCAACGGUACAGACGCCUCAGCAAACGGUGCUGCCACUCCGGCUGACGAGGCCGUCCCCGCUCCCCCGCCUCACCGGUCGUCGCCUUCCAGCCCCGUGCAAUCAGAGGCUGAGCAGGCAGAGUCUUUCAAGAACGAUGGCAACAAGUUUUUCAAGGCCGGCGAUUACAAGCAUGCUAUUGAGUUCUAUACCAAAGCUGUCGUUCUUCAGCCAAACUCGGCGACCUACCUGGGCAACCGGGCUGCUGCUUUUAUGUCUGCGUGCAGAUGGACUGAGGCUUUGCAAGACUGCAAGAAGGCCGUUGAGUUGGACCCUCACAACAUCAAGAUUUUGUUGCGCUUGGCUCGUAUCUACACCAGCACCGGCCAGCCAGAGGAGGCUAUCGCUACCUUCAGCCGGAUCCAGCCAGCACCAUCAGCCAAGGACACGGCCCCGGCCAAGGAGAUGCUCCGUCAUAUCAGAGCUGCUCAAUCAGCGCUCAGGGAUGGCACCGCCGCCUCUAUGGUUUUGCACCCUCUGGACAUGGCCGAAAAGUUGCUUGGUAUGGGCGCUCUGAAGCCAAGAAAGUGGCAACUGAUGCGCGGUGAGGCCCUUCUCAAGAUGGGCGACGUCAACUCUCUCGGUGAGGCCCAGAACAUCGCCAUGUCCCUGCUCCGCAACAACAGCCGGGAUCCUGAGGCUCUUGUUCUGCGUGGACGUGCUUUGUAUGCCACUGGCGAGAACGACAAGGCUGUCCAGCAUUUCCGGCAGGCGCUUAACUGCGAUCCCGACUUCAGGGACGCUAUCAAGUGGCUCCGUGUGGUCCAGAAACUCGACAGGAUGAAGGAGGAGGGUAACAGCGAGUACAAGGCCGGCAGGUGGCAGUCUGCUUUCGAUCUCUACACCAAGGCUUUGGAGGUUGACCCCGCCAACAAGGGCACCAACUCCAAGCUGUACCAAAACCGGGCAUUGUGCCGUAUCAAGCUCAAGCAGUACGAUGAGGCCAUUGCCGACUGUGAGAAGGCUGUCAGCCUCGACCCUUCGUAUCUGAAGGCUCGCAAGACCAAGGCCAACGCUUUGGGGCUGGCCGAGAAGUGGGAGGCGGCUGUCCGGGAAUGGAAGGCGAUCCACGAGCUCGAUCCCGAGGACAGAACAGUUGCCAAGGAGGUUAGGAGAGCCGAGCUGGAGCUCAAGAAGUCGCUGCGCAAGGAUUACUACAAGAUUUUGGGGAUCGAGAAGACGGCAACCGAACAAGAGAUCAAGAAGGCGUACCGCAAGCUCGCCAUUGUUCACCAUCCUGACAAGAACCCUGGAGAUGCGCAAGCCGAGGCUCGCUUCAAGGACAUCAGCGAGGCUUACGAGAACUUGAGUGAUCCUCAGAAGCGUGAGCGUUAUGACAGCGGCGUUGACCUGCAAGAUCCGGCUGACAUGUUCGGCGGUGGCGGCGGUAUGCACGGCGGCAUUGACCCCGAGAUUCUCUUCUCCAUGAUGGGCGGUGGUGGUCCCUUUGGAGGCGGCAGCGGUGGUGGCUUCCCAGGUGGUGGCUUCGCUUUCAACGGCGGUGGCGGUCAACCUCGCGGAGGCAGAGGUGGAUUCCCGCACCACUUUCAGUACUCUUGACAGCCCAACGAGCGAGACGCUGCCGACACCGGGAGCGAAGAUGAUGGUGACGAGAAACAAGACAGCAGACAUACGAAUGAAGCAGAGGCGAGCGGCGUCAAGGCGGCGUGGAGGGCCGAGGCCGACGACGAACAGGAUAGGUGGAUUGAAAAGCUGCGCCAGAUUGGGCUCUUUGGAAUGGCUGCUGUUGUGCUUCUCCCCCCGGAGCUCUUGCCUGUGCUCCUGAUCACGGCUGCAGUGUUGUACAUGUGUACGAUUAUGGUCAGGCGAUACAUGGAAGCACAGUGAGGAGCCGGGGGACUAGACAGGUGAAAUGAAUCCGGGGUGCUGCUGUUCUCGCCAUCGGUUAAAAGAUUGGGUCUAACGGUUUUCUUUUUCUCGUCGUUUUUCUCGGGGGUGGGAGGGGGGCAUAGACUACCGGUCUGUUUCAUAUACUAUCACAACAUCAUCAUCAUCAUCAUCAUCAUCAUCAUUGGAGGAAGGCGUUCCCGAUGGCAUUUUAUCAUGAGUUUUUCCUUUUUGACGGUUUCCUCUCAUGGCGUGUGAACUCUUUGCUCUCGAUACCUCGUUUCAGCAUAGUACUGCAGAUAGAUAGGGUAGACAGGGCAGCUUGUAUGCUUGUGAUCUUGGCUAUGAUGAUGAAGCAGAUCAGCGUUUAUUGAGUUUAUUUUGAAGUUCAACUUGUGCGACAGCGUAGUGUACUGGUACUGGCUCUAAAAUGGCUCGAAUAGGAAAGGAAUAUGAAUAUAAUAAUCAUCAUGAUUAU
Podospora pseudopauciseta is the source of this 3567-nucleotide messenger RNA. RefSeq lists its product as uncharacterized. Gene Ontology annotation, molecular function: protein binding. The record is from RefSeq and is a predicted model, not a curated record. Lineage: Eukaryota; Fungi; Ascomycota; Sordariomycetes; Sordariales; Podosporaceae. The coding region runs from base 669 to 2801 and encodes 710 amino acids. The transcript is spliced from 3 exons.